Molecule: messenger RNA, 2830 nt
Organism: Chenopodium quinoa (quinoa)
Lineage: Eukaryota; Viridiplantae; Streptophyta; Magnoliopsida; Caryophyllales; Amaranthaceae
Product: auxin efflux carrier component 4-like
Exons: 5
Coding region: 226-2256 (676 amino acids)
Biological process (GO): auxin polar transport; auxin export across the plasma membrane
Cellular component (GO): endoplasmic reticulum; plasma membrane
Molecular function (GO): auxin efflux transmembrane transporter activity
Source: RefSeq, a predicted model, not a curated record
UAUAUUCAACUAUUAUAAUCUAAACACCAAAGAAAGAGUAAAGUUAACUCACACACUUCCAUCUCUCUCUUUCUAACACUAGCUCCUUUACUAAAACUAGUAGUCACAUAUCUUCAUCCUUUUGCUAGCUAGCAACUCUUGCUAGUUAGUUACCUAACGGUUUUCGUUCAUCACUUGACACAAAACUUCUUUAUUCAUUGCUCGUACUUUGAAAUUUGAUUAGAGAUGAUUUCAUGGCACGACCUCUAUACUGUGUUGGCGGCCAUGGUGCCGUUGUAUGUAGCUAUGAUAUUAGCUUACGGCUCGGUCCGGUGGUGGAAGAUCUUCUCCCCGGACCAAUGUUCCGGGAUCAACCGUUUCGUGGCCAUCUUUGCUGUGCCUCUCCUUUCCUUUCAUUUCAUCUCUACUAAUAAUCCGUGGGAGAUGAACCUUCAUUUCAUAGCAGCCGACACUCUACAAAAAGUGAUCAUGCUUGUGCUAUUAGCCCUUUGGACUAACCUUACUCGAAACGGCAGCCUCGAGUGGAUGAUAACAAUUUUCUCUCUUUCGACACUUCCUAACACCCUUGUUAUGGGUAUCCCGCUCCUCAUUGCUAUGUACGGUCCGUAUUCGGGUAGUCUUAUGGUUCAGGUGGUGGUGUUGCAGUGUAUUAUUUGGUACACGCUUUUAUUGUUCUUGUUUGAGUACCGUGGGGCAAAGAUUCUAAUCAUGGAGCAGUUUCCUGAGACUGCAGCAUCGAUAGUAUCCUUCAAAGUCGAUUCCGAUGUUGUCUCGCUAGACGGCCGGGACUUCCUAGAGACGGACGCUGAGCUAGGACAAGAUGGAAAACUCCAUGUUGUGGUGAGGAAGUCUAAUGCCUCUAGACGGUCUCUGUCUGGUAUGACACCAAGACCGUCUAAUUUAACAGGAGCUGAGAUUUACAGUCUCAGCUCCUCUAGAAAUCCGACCCCUAGAGGGUCGAAUUUCAAUACCUCGGAUUUUUAUUCUAUGAUGGGAUACCAAGGAUUUGGUGGCAGGCUCUCGAAUUUCGGGCCUGCCGACUUGUACUCAGUACAAUCCUCACGAGGACCUACCCCUCGUCCUUCCAAUUUCGAUGAGAACCCGAACGCUUCUCCAAGGUUCGGGUUCUACCCAACAGUAGCUCCUGGCACUAAUCCUCCGAUUUCGGCUGCUGGGUCUUACCCAGCGCCGAAUCCGGAGUUUGUCAAUGGCACAACCGGUGCCAGUGCUGGUGGUGGCGGUGUUGGUGGUAAUAAGAGUGGUGGAAAGAAUCAAGUACAGCCGGGCCCGCAACAACAGGCGCAGCCCGGACAAGGACAAGGACAAGGACACCACCAAAGCAAGUUGAGCCAUGAUGCUAAAGAGCUUCACAUGUUCGUGUGGAGCUCUAGUGCUUCUCCUGUUUCAGAGGUUGGUGGGCUCCACGUUUUUGGGAGUAAUGAUUUCGGCACUCCUGAUCAAUCUGGUCGCUCUGAUCAAGGCGCUAAGGAAAUCCGGAUGUUGGUUUCUGAUCAGCCACAAAAUGGUGAAACAAAAGCCCCAUUAUUGAUUUCAGGGCUUAGGAAAAGUGAGGAAUUUGCAAGGGAGGAUUUCAGCUUUACAGGUGGAGAAGAGGAGAGAGAAAAGGAAGGGGCAAUACCGAUGGCAGAGAUAAACAAAUUGGGGUCAAGUUCGACGGCGGAGUUACACCCGAAAGCGGUGGCGGCAGCGGAGGAAUUAGGUGGUGCUAAACAUAUGCCUCCGGCAAGUGUAAUGACAAGAUUAAUCUUAAUCAUGGUUUGGAGAAAAUUGAUUAGAAAUCCCAACACGUAUUCAAGUCUAAUCGGCCUAAUUUGGUCAUUGGUUUCUUUUCGGUUUCAUGUGAAAAUGCCGAUAAUAAUAGAGAAAUCAAUCUCAAUACUUUCAGAUGCUGGACUUGGUAUGGCUAUGUUCAGCUUAGGUUUGUUCAUGGCUCUACAACCAAUGAUGAUUGCAUGUGGGAAUAAAGUUGCUACCUUUGCUAUGGCUGUGAGAUUUCUUACCGGUCCGGCGGUAAUGGCGGUGGCUGCCAUUGCUAUUGGUUUAAGGGGUGAUCUUCUUCGAAUUGCCAUUGUUCAGCGUGAUCUUUGGGAUGUUGAUAGCGCUACCAAUUACCUUAGUCUACUACAUCUUAUUAGGGUUAUAAAAAUUCUUUUUCUUCACCAAAGAGUGAGAUUAAGCCAAGCUUAUUACUACGUCGAAGUUAUCCAUCAAUUUUGGGGAGAAGAAGUUAAUUAAUUCCAAAAGUCCAAGGUGUUUGGAUGUUAUUGGGUGCCCUAAAUAAAGGGUACAAAAAUUUUCCCACUUUCAAGAUACUCUCAACUCUCAAGACUACAAUGGUCAAAUUGGGAUUAUUGGAAAAGUGAAACUACUAAUUCACAUUCACCAAGCAAAUCAAGGUGAUUGGUUGUUAGAGCUAAAGAUAUUUGACUUAUUGAAGGAAUUUGCUGCCUAAUUUGAGGAUCAUGCUCCCACAAACUUUAGACCACCCCAAAAAAUUUUGUAAUCUCAAUUAUUUUUUAUUAAAAGUUUGGGAAAAGCUCUUUAAAAAAAAAAAAAAAAAGUUUGGGAAAAGCAGGCAAAAGAGAGGAAAAUAGGGAUAGUUGUGGGUCCCCAAUUUUUAUAUAUUGUUAAUUAGUAGUUUGUUAAAACUAUUACGGAAUAUUAUUAUUAUUAGUAGUAGCAACGUGGAUUGCUAUUUAGAAUAUUUUUUUGACUUGAGGUUAGUAUUCCGUAUGUAGUAUACUAGUAUUGUAUUGAUGAAGAGAUGGAAUGUAAAUUUUGAUUUGUAAAUGCAAGGUUUUUAUUUAUU